This is a messenger RNA of Lactuca saligna, 1185 nucleotides long. The record is from the annotation of a GenBank genome assembly. Lineage: Eukaryota; Viridiplantae; Streptophyta; Magnoliopsida; Asterales; Asteraceae.
AUGUCUCGUGCAGCCAGCGUGUCUCGUGACUCACUCAACAUUGAUGUCUACCAUCAAGGUGUUUUUUCUCCUAAUCCCUUGGUUUACUUUCAUCCUGAUAAAGUACCUGUUAUGGGGCUAGAUGUACAUGGGUUAAGGGAGCUCAGGGAUGAAGAUGAUUAUGUUAGGUUCGUUGAUGCUGGGUUUGAUGAUGAUGAUAAUCAAAUAAGUAUCUACAUUGAUGACCAUCAUGAACCCUUACUAGAUUGGAUUGAAGAAGAAAAAGCUGAAGAAUGGGAUAGUGGUACUGAAACAUAUGAAGAUGAUGUGGACUCGAAGAACCUUAUUCCACAAAGAGGCAUAGAGGAAGAAGCUGGUGGUAAGGUAAAAAAACAUCCUAUUCACGAUCCAAACCAAAAAUGGGACACUAUGAUGCCUGAGUUAGGUAUGAAAUUCUCUGAUCGAGAUGAACUGAAACAUAUGUUAACAAAUUAUGCUGUGUCUAAGGGUUAUUCAUUGUGGUAUGAAAAAAAUGAGGCAAAAGCAUUGUUAGUAAGGUGCAGUAAAAAUGAAAAAGGGAAGCCAUCUUGCCCUUUUAGACUAUGGGCUAGUCCCAUGAACAAGGAAAAUUCAUUCCAGAUCAAGUCACUAAUUGAUAAACAUAAUUGUGCUAGACAACAAAAAUUGGGUUGUAUUGUUACGUAUAAGUGGAUUGGAAAAAUGUUAAUACCUGACAUUUUGGAAAGGCCUAAGUUUAGCUAUAGGAAAAUGGCAGAAGUGGUUAGGAAAGACUAUGGUCUCAAGGUAAGUCUUGGGCAGUGUAGAAAUGCCAAGUACUUUGCACUAGAUGAGAUUUCAGGCAAUUUGGUAAGCCAUUAUGAGAAACUGUGGAAUUAUGCAAAUAAAGCAACUGUUAGUGAAGGGGAUGUUGAAGAAGGGAUUAGUGAAGGGGAUGUUGAAGAAGGGAUUAGUCAAGAUGGGAUUAGUGAAGAUGGGGUCAAUGAAGAUAGGAUCAAUGAAGAUGGGGUUAGUGAAGUUGGAAUUGGUGAAGAAGAGGCUGUUGAAGAAGGCGAUAUUGAAGACCACCAGGAGGAUGAAAUUGAACAACAAGAGGAUGAGAUUGACCAUCAAGAAAAUCAUCACCAUCAGCAUCAACCUGUUUUUUUUUCAGCAUUUUGUUGCGAACAAAAGGCGAUUACCUUCUGA